AGCAACUCAGUUGCCAAUUGCUAGUUGGCCACAAAAGUUCUGUGCAGCGAAAAUAUGAGAUACGAAUAUAUUUGCUUCCUCUCAGUGCUGAGCCUUUGCCUGGCCACGCCCAGUCUACGUGGCGUCUCUGAGCCGGGCAAGAUUCUGGAGUCGUUGAGCAACCUGCGUCAAAAUAGUUUUCUCGACUGGAUCGUCUCAAUCCUGGGACCCGACUACACUGACACCAAUGCCCCGGCGAAGCGCGAGUGUCCCGCUUGUGGUUGUGGUAACAUCAACACCAGGCAUCGCAUUGUUGGUGGCCAGGAGACGGAGGUGCACGAGUAUCCAUGGAUGGCCAUGCUCAUGUGGUUUGGUAGCUUCUACUGCGGUGCCUCGCUGGUUAACGAUCAGUACGCUGUGACUGCCGCACACUGUGUUAAUGGCUUCUAUCAUCGCCUGAUCACAGUUCGCUUGUUGGAGCACAAUCGCCAAGACUCAAAUGUGAAAAUUGUGGACAGACGCGUGAGUCGUGUGCUGGUGCAUCCCAACUACAGCACUCUCAACUUUGACAGCGACAUUGCUUUGAUUCGCUUCAAUGAGCCAGUGCGUCUAGGCAUCGACAUGCAUCCCGUUUGCCUGCCAACCCCGACUGAAACUUACGCUGGCCAAACUGCUGUGGUUACGGGAUGGGGAGCUCUUAGUGAAGGCGGACCUGUUUCCGAUACGCUGCAGGAGGUGGAGGUGCCUGUGCUGUCACAGCAAGAGUGCCGAGACAGCAACUAUGGCAGCUCCAAGAUCACCGACAACAUGAUCUGUGCUGGCUACGUGGAGGAGGGCGGCAAGGACUCUUGCCAAGGCGACAGCGGAGGACCGAUGCAUGUGAUUAGCGGCGAGCAAACCUAUCAGCUGGCUGGCAUAGUCUCCUGGGGCGAAGGCUGUGCCAAGCCGGGCUCUCCAGGUGUCUACACACGCGUCAGCAACUUCAACGAAUGGAUCAGGGCGAACACUCGCGAUUCGUGUGCCUGCAGCCAACCCGAGGAGCCAGCAGCUCCGGAAGCCAUGAGCACCACCACAACGGAGCAGACAGAGGCAGGCACAGCUGCCUCCUCUGAGACAAGCCAAGCUGGCGAAUCAACUGAACCCGAUCCUGUCACCGAUCUUAUAUAAAUAAGAAAGAAA
This is a messenger RNA of Drosophila nasuta, 1158 nucleotides long. Its product is annotated as trypsin-1. The coding region runs from base 55 to 1146 and encodes 363 amino acids. The record is from RefSeq and is a predicted model, not a curated record. Gene Ontology annotation, biological process: proteolysis. The transcript has a single exon. Lineage: Eukaryota; Metazoa; Arthropoda; Insecta; Diptera; Drosophilidae. Gene Ontology annotation, molecular function: serine-type endopeptidase activity.